Messenger RNA from Diachasmimorpha longicaudata, 2584 nucleotides. RefSeq lists its product as uncharacterized. Gene Ontology annotation, biological process: gliogenesis; regulation of transcription by RNA polymerase II. The record is from RefSeq and is a predicted model, not a curated record. Lineage: Eukaryota; Metazoa; Arthropoda; Insecta; Hymenoptera; Braconidae. Gene Ontology annotation, cellular component: nucleus. Gene Ontology annotation, molecular function: DNA-binding transcription activator activity, RNA polymerase II-specific; RNA polymerase II cis-regulatory region sequence-specific DNA binding. The coding region runs from base 782 to 2491 and encodes 569 amino acids. The transcript has 5 exons.
UGCGUCGUGGGUUCUACAUUCGAUUGAGGCGUAGCGAGUCGUUUUGUCUUUGGAUGCGGGUACCUGUCGAGGGGAUGAAGAGGCUACACAGGGCGAACUGCCCCAUCCUCUCAAUGUUCCAUGAAAUAUAAAAUGCAUUAAAAUGCUCACUCGUUUCAAUUCCAGGACAUUUUCUUCGAAUGCAGAAAAAUAAAAAAAAAUUGAAUGAAAAAAUCACGAGGAAGUGGCUUCAUUAAAUUUUCAUUAUAAUGAAAAAUUGAAUUAAAAUUAACUAAUUCUCCCCUCAAUUCCUCAAAGUAGAUUGAACUCUUCAGUGGUUGGCCCUGGGGUAGCUCCGUCCGGGGGGUUACAACAUGACAAAAAGGGUGGAGCUGGUGAGCUAGGAUUGGCUGAUGGUUGGCCACACCCGUAGGCGUUACCUUCAAUAAACACUGGACUAGGGGAAGCCCCAGACUCAGCUACAAGCCAACGAUUCCAGUCACACACGUCAUUUCAGUUCUCAUCGGGACGUGAGGACACACGCACGCGCGUUCUGCUGGUUUUAACAAUUAUAUUACUGCAAUUAUCGCUUUGAGUUAAUCAUAUCAAUGAAUAAUCUACAUAUAUAUUUUUUUCAUUUCUAAAUUUAUCGUCAGAAAGUGUUUUGUCAACAUUAAGUGAACAAAUUCAGUGUUUUCCUAGUAGAGUGAGAGAAACUCUAUUAUUCAGCUUCCAGAGGAGAUAAUUGUGACAAGUGACUGAUUCUAUUGUGAGAUUGAAAACUUAUCGAUCGGAAUCAGCGAUGGUUGUGCUGAGUCGAGCUGGCUCGCCGACUAUGUCAGCAACUGUUGCCGGUAAUCAACAACAGCAGCAUCCGCAUCAGGAAUGGGAUAUCAAUGACUCUAACGUGCCGAGGGUAGCUGAAUACGACACAUGGUCAGAGUGGGCCGAUGGCCACGUGCGUAAAAUUUACGCGCCAGACUGCGAGGAAGCCCGAAGACACGCGUCCGGUUGGGCAAUGCGUAAUACAAACAAUCACAAUGUCAGCAUUCUGAAGAAAUCGUGUCUCGGGGUUCUGGUGUGUUCACAAGGUUGUGUUUUGCCUGGAGGUGGUAGAGUUCACCUAAGACCAGCGAUUUGUGAUAAGGCCCGGAAAAAGCAACAGGGAAAACCAUGUCCUAACAGACAGUGCACGGGGAAGCUGGAGGUGUUGUCGUGUCGGGGUCACUGUGGCUACCCGGUUACACAUUUUUGGCGACAUACAGAACACGCGAUAUUUUUUCAAGCCAAGGGUCAACACGACCAUCCCAGGCCAGAGGCCAAAUCAACAUCCGAGGCGAGACGAAGUGCAGGUGCCGUUCGCCGAGCCAGAGGACUAGUUGCUCUGCUUGCUCGUGACGCAGCACUUGGCUCAAAACUUAUGUCACUUCGCGCUACGAAACGAUCGAACACUGAUCCGCUAGAGCCCCCACCAAGAACAGCGCCACCCCCUCCACUCAUAUCUGACAAAGGAUACUCUUGCUCCUGUCCGCCAUUCGAAUGCGUCUGCGGUUUUCAACCAACCAUCCACCCAUAUCAACCACCGCAGCACCAACCGAACUUCUACCAACAGCAAACUAUUACCACAGAAACGCCAUUCUGGCUUCAAGAACCACAACAGAGUCAUCAGGAAACAACCCUUGGCUAUAAUCUCCCAAAUCAAGUCCCCCAGGAGCCCUCAUAUCCUGACUUCCCAGUAUUCCAGGGUGAGCUUUUUCAGCCAGAGGAGAUAUUUCAGUUGGAUCAGCCUCUCAGACCAGAUUUCCAAAAUAGCCAGGAAGCCGCCAGAUCUCCGCCGAGUCUCCUAGACUUAGGCAGUGGUAUGAUCAAAUACGAAGUAUCAAAACAACCUCAGGAAGCCUACUGGCAUCAACUCUUGAGUGAUGAUUCCAGUAGUAGUCACUUGAGUCUCUCCCAGGCGCCUAAUCAGGACGAAAGGCUCCAAUUCCCAAUUUGUUCAAACGAACCGAUACCCUAUAACUACGAAAAUCGAACCAUCACCUGUGGUAUAAGCAAAAAUCAUCUUGAAAAUUAUGAUAAAGAGCUCGAACCUGCUGUACACCCUAGUCAAAGUCCAAAUAAUGAAAAUAUCCCUGGAUUCACAAAUUUCGAUGAUUAUCACCAACUAAUUGGCACUAGUGUUACAAAAAGCCCUAUCAACGGUGACAGACUCUUCCCCGAAUCCAAUGAUGGGGGACUACAACAUCACUCAAGCCCAGAACCUUAUUUCUACUCCAGUAAUGAUCGCUGUCAUUACACCUGUGACGUUAUUGACACAAGACACAACCAAAUCCAACUACCACUGAAUAAUUCCGCUAAUUAUGAUGUCUCUGACAUAGAAAUACCACAAUUUGUCGAUUACACAUUAGUCGGUAUGUUGUGCAAUUCGGGUGAUGAUAAUUUAGCGAGUAAUAAUGUACUUUUGGCUAACUGUCAGCAAUCGCCGCAGCAGGCGUACGUACAAAAUCAUUAGAAGUUUAUUUGUUUUGACAUUUCUGGUUAUAGUAUGUGUUGAACAUUGUCUUUGUAUUAUAAAAUAAAUAUACUAAUUAGUUGCGAAAUAUUG